Messenger RNA from Dichotomopilus funicola, 1671 nucleotides. RefSeq names its product major facilitator superfamily domain-containing protein. Lineage: Eukaryota; Fungi; Ascomycota; Sordariomycetes; Sordariales; Chaetomiaceae. Gene Ontology annotation, biological process: basic amino acid transport; transmembrane transport. Gene Ontology annotation, cellular component: fungal-type vacuole membrane. The transcript has 3 exons. The record is from RefSeq and is a predicted model, not a curated record. The coding region runs from base 1 to 1671 and encodes 556 amino acids. Gene Ontology annotation, molecular function: basic amino acid transmembrane transporter activity.
AUGGCGUCCACCGACGCCUCAAAUCCCCACGAGACAACGCCCCUCCUCCAAGAACAACAACAUCAACACGAUGAAGAAUCCCCCAUCUCACCCGCAUCGCCAGAACCAACACCUCAAGACCCCGAAACCGAAACCACGGUCCUCCCCACAACCCCCUUAACCCCCACCCGCCUCUGGCUAACCCUCUCCUCCGCCUACGUCGGCGUCUUCCUCGGCGCCAUCGACGCCUCCAUCAUGGCGACCCUCUCGGCCCCGAUCGCCAGCGAAUUCCACUCCCUCUCCCUCCUCUCCUGGCUAGCCACCGCCUACCUGAUCGCCAACGCGACCUGUCAGCCGCUAUCGGGCCGGCUGACCGAUAUUUUUGGACGGGGGCCAGGUCUGGUGUUCAGCAAUGUGAUGUUUGCACUGGGGAAUUUGUUGUGUGGGUUGGCGAGGGAUGAGGGGGGGAUGAUUUUGGGGAGGGUGGUGGCGGGUGUUGGGGGCGGAGGGUUGAUGAGUAUUAGUACGUUUUUGGCGUCGGAUUUGGUGCCGUUGAAGAAGAGGGGGGUUGUGCAGGGGGUGGGGAAUAUUGCCUAUGGGUCCGGCGCGAUGCUGGGCGGCGUCCUCGGCGGCUUCAUCAAUGACACCUCAUCCUGGGGCUGGCGGUUGGCCUUCCUACUGCAGGUCCCCAUCAUCGUCGUGUCCGGUUUCCUGGUGUGGUACCUCGUCGACGUCCCGCCCAAGGUCUCCAACAAGUCGCUCCUGGCACGCAUCGACUUUGGCGGUUCCCUGUUGACCGUCGGCUUCUUAGUGCUGGUGCUGCUCGGCCUCAACGCCGGCGGAAACAUCGUGCCGUGGACCGACCCCCUUGUGCUGGCUACCCUCCCACUUGGAGGGGCCAUGCUGGCGGCUUUGAUCUGGUGGGAGAGUAGGGCCAAGCAGCCUAUCGUCCCUGUGCGGUUGCUCCUCGAUCGGACGGUACUCAACGCUUGUCUUACUAGCUUUCUUGCAACCAUGGUCAUGAUGAUGACUAUCUACUACCUCCCCCUCUACCUCCAAGUCCUAGGCCACUCCGCGACCCAAGCAGGCCUACGCAUCCUCGCCUCCUCCUUCGGCGUCUCCAUCUCCUCCAUCGGCUGCGGCCUCAUCAUGAAGCGCACCGGCAAAUACGUCCGCCUCGGGAUAGCCACACUCCUCAUCUACACCGCCUCCCUCUCCUUCACCGUCACCCUCGACCAGCACUCCCCCGUGUGGGUCCCCUUCGUGGCCAUGGCCCUCCACGGCGUCGGCUACGGCGGCAUGUUGACCGUCACGUUGCUCGCCUGCAUUGCCGCCGUCGACCACACCCACCAGGCCGUCAUUACCUCGGCUACCUACCUGUUCCGCUCUGUCGGCGCUACCUUGGGUAUCACCGUCGCGUCGGCCGUGUACCAAAAUAUCUUGCGGACUGCGCUGUGGGCGCGGUUUGGGGAUCUGCCUGGCGCGGCGGAGGAGAUUGAGCGUAUCCGGGAUGAUUUGGGGGAGAUCAGGAGGUUGCCGGAGGGUUGGUAUGAGGGGGUGAUUGCGUCGUUUAUGGAGGCGUUUCGGGGCGUGUGGGUUAUGGGUUUGGUGUUGACGUUGGUGUCGCUGGCGAGUAUCUCAUUGAUGCGGCAGCAUAAGUUGCAUGCCAAUUUGGCGAGGCAGGAGGAGUAG